CUGCGCUCGGCGGCGCGGAAUAGAAUGAACUGUAACAAAACAAGCCGAGCCUUUGUAUCUGCUUAAAGGGGCCGCAGGCACUUCCCUCCUGUCCCCCCCAACCCCCGCUCGGCUACCGCGUCUCCAGGGCUCCCAGCAACUGUCUGGAAGGGCUUCCCUCACGCUCAGGAACAGCCCGCCAGCGAGGGAAGGCGAGCCAGGCGGGAGGAAAAGAGAAGACACCGCGUUUCUAAGAGGCAAGAAAGGAAGGAAGGAAGGAAAAAAAAUAACCCGAGCGGCGCAGAGUGGACUCUGGUCCCGGAGAGAACGGUCGGGCGCCGGAACGUGGACCGAGAAGCACCGGAAUGCAAACAAAGCUCGCGGGCGCCUGUGCAGGGCUCGCGGGGAAGACCAGAAAGUUUGUUUUAUGAUGGCUUGAGUGAGCGAGUGUGUGCAGGGGAGCGAGGCUGCCAAGUUUCUCCCUCCCGUUGCGUUAUUUGGGGGGAGAUGUCCCUCCCAUGAACCAGCGGGGGGGCCUGGGGGCUUGUGCUGUGGGGGGCACCUGUCUCUCAUUUAUUAUUUUUUUGUGGGGGGAGGAGGGGUGUAACAGCCCAUCAUGUCGAGAGUGAUCCAGAAGAAGAACCACUGGACUAGCAAGGUUCACGAAUGCACCGUGAGACGGGGGCCCCAGGGCGAGCUGGGGGUGACGGUGCUGGGGGGCGCGGAGAACGGGGAGUUUCCGUAUGUCGGAGCGGUGGCCGCGGCCGAGGCGGCGGGGCUUCCCGGCGGCGGCGAGGGCCCUUGGCUGGGCGAGGGGGAGCUGCUUCUGGAGGUGCAGGGGAUCCGGGUGUCCGGCUUGCCCCGCUAUGACGUGCUGGGAGUCAUCGACAGCUGCAAGGAGGCCGUCACCUUCAAAGCCGUCAGACAAGGAGGAAAACUGAACAAGGACCUGCGACAUUUUCUCAAUCAGCGCUUCCAGAAAGGCUCUCCUGAUCAUGAGCUCCAACAGACCAUAAGGGAUAACCUUUACCGCCAUGCUGUGCCUUGCACAACCCGGUCUCCGAGAGAAGGAGAAGUGCCUGGCGUGGACUAUAACUUUCUGACUGUGAAGGAGUUCUUGGACCUCGAGCAGAGCGGGACCCUUCUGGAAGUCGGCACCUAUGAAGGAAACUAUUAUGGGACACCCAAAACCUCCUAGCCAGCCAGUCAGUGGAAAGUGAUCACGACGGAUGCCUUGCAAAGCCUUCAGUCUGGCUCCAAGCAGUCGACCCCAAAGCGAACCAAGUCCUACAAUGAUAUGCAAAAUGCUGGCAUAGUCCACACGGAGAAUGAGGAGGAGGAUGACGUUCCUGAAAUGAACAGUAGCUUUACAGCCGAUUCCGGUGCCCAGGAAGAGCACACUCUCCAAGAAACAGCGUUACCGCCUGUGAAUAGUAGCAUCGUCGCUGCUCCCAUCACGGACGCUUCUCAGAAGUUCCCUCAAUACCUACCUCUUUGUGCAGAGGAUAAUUUAGGUCCUCUACCCGAGAACUGGGAGAUGGCGUACACCGAAAAUGGAGAAGUCUAUUUUAUAGACCAUAACACGAAAACAACAUCUUGGUUAGACCCUCGGUGCCUGAACAAGCAGCAGAAGCCUCUGGAAGAGUGUGAAGAUGAUGAAGGGGUCCACACCGAGGAGCUGGACAGUGAACUAGAACUACCUGCUGGUUGGGAAAAGAUUGAAGACCCUGUCUAUGGUAUCUACUAUGUAGACCACAUCAACAGGAAGACACAAUAUGAGAACCCGGUUCUAGAAGCCAAACGGAAGAAGCAGCUGGAGCAGCCGCAGCCGCAGCCGCAGCCGCAGCCGCAGCCAGAAGAAUGGACGGAACAUCACCCACGUCUUGUGCCUCCUGUUACUCCAAACCACCCCUCGAGCAAUCCGGAGCCAGCCAGAGAAGCUCCACUUCAGGGCAAACCCUUUUUUACAAGAAACCCUUCUGAGUUGAAAGGCAAGUUUAUUCACACGAAGCUGCGGAAAAGCAGUCGUGGCUUUGGCUUCACAGUUGUUGGAGGUGAUGAACCUGACGAGUUUCUGCAGAUCAAGAGCUUGGUCCUGGAUGGUCCUGCGGCAUUGGAUGGCAAGAUGGAAACAGGAGAUGUCAUUGUCAGCGUGAAUGACACCUGUGUUUUGGGACACACACAUGCGCAAGUUGUGAAAAUCUUCCAGUCCAUUCCCAUUGGUGCCAGCGUGGACCUUGAACUCUGCCGAGGUUACCCGUUGCCUUUUGACCCAGACGACCCCAAUACAAGUUUAGUGACUUCGGUAGCCAUUUUGGAUAAAGAACCAAUUAUUGUGAAUGGGCAAGAGACCUAUGAUUCGCCGGCCAGUCACAGCAGUAAAACAGGCAAAGUCAAUGGCAUGAAGGAUGCCAGGCCAAGCAGCCCUGCUGAUGUGGCUUCAAAUGGUUCCCAUGGUUACCCCAAUGACACUGUCUCUUUGGCUUCCUCCAUAGCCACUCAGCCAGAGCUCAUAACUGUUCAUAUAGUCAAAGGCCCAAUGGGCUUUGGUUUUACUAUCGCGGACAGUCCUGGUGGCGGUGGCCAAAGAGUGAAACAGAUCGUGGACAGUCCAAGGUGCCGCGGCCUGAAAGAAGGGGAUCUUAUAGUGGAAGUUAAUAAGAAGAACGUGCAGGCUCUGACCCAUAAUCAAGUUGUGGAUAUGCUGAUUGAAUGUCCAAAGGGAAGUGAAGUCACACUGUUGGUGCAACGAGGAGGGUUGCCAGUUCCCAAGAAGAGCCCAAAGUCGCAACCACUGGAAAGAAAAGACAGCCAGAAUAGUUCUCAGCACAGUGUUUCCAGCCACCGGAGCCUGCACACGGCCUCCCCAAGCCACAGCACACAGGUGCUCCCCGAGUACCCACCUGCAGAGGCCCCAACUCCAGAUCAAACCGACAGCUCUGGGCAGAAAAAACCAGAUCCUUUUAAAAUCUGGGCCCAGUCCAGGAGCAUGUAUGAAAACCGACUUCCAGAUUACCAGGAACAGGACAUCUUUCUCUGGAGAAAAGAGACUGGAUUUGGAUUUAGGAUUCUGGGUGGAAAUGAACCAGGAGAACCUAUUUAUAUUGGUCACAUCGUACCACUGGGUGCUGCUGAUACAGACGGCCGCCUGAGGUCUGGGGAUGAAUUAAUCUGUGUGGAUGGGACACCGGUCAUUGGAAAAUCACACCAGCUUGUGGUCCAGCUUAUGCAACAAGCUGCCAAGCAAGGCCAUGUCAAUCUCACUGUGCGGCGCAAAGUGGUGUUUACAGCCCCCAAAGCUGAGAACGAGGUGCCCUCGCCGGCCUCCUCCCACCACAGCAGCAACCAGCCGGCGUCCCUGACGGAGGAGAAGCGCACUCCGCAGGGCAGCCAGAACUCCCUGAACACGGUGAGCUCGGGCAGCGGCAGCACCAGCGGCAUCGGCAGCGGCGGCGGCGGCGGCAGCGGCGUGGUGAGCGCGGCCGUGCAGCCCUACGACGUGGAGAUCCGGCGCGGCGAGAACGAGGGCUUCGGCUUCGUCAUCGUGUCCUCGGUGAGCAGGCCCGAGGCCGGCACGACUUUUGGCAAUGCAUGUGUGGCUAUGCCUCACAAAAUAGGUCGGAUUAUUGAGGGGAGUCCCGCUGACCGAUGUGGCAAGCUGAAAGUGGGAGACCGGAUCCUGGCAGUGAAUGGAUGUUCCAUCACCAACAAGUCCCAUUCAGACAUUGUCAACCUAAUCAAGGAAGCAGGAAACACAGUUACCCUCCGCAUCAUUCCCGGGGAUGAGUCCUCAAAUGCCACUUUGUUGACCAACGCAGAGAAGAUUGCCACCAUCACCACCACACACGCCCCUUCUCAGCAAGGGGCCCAGGAGACCAGGAAUACCACCAAACCAAAGCCGGAAUCUCAGUUUGAGUUCAAAGCACCCCAGGCAACACAGGAGCAAGAUUUUUACACUGUGGAACUAGAGAGAGGAGCCAAGGGAUUUGGCUUUAGUCUUCGAGGGGGCCGAGAAUAUAACAUGGACCUCUAUGUUCUGCGCUUAGCAGAGGAUGGUCCAGCAGAAAGGUGUGGAAAGAUGAGGAUUGGUGAUGAAAUCUUAGAGAUCAAUGGCGAGACCACCAAAAACAUGAAGCAUUCUCGGGCUAUAGAACUGAUUAAGAAUGGUGGCCGCAGGGUGCGUCUGUUUCUGAAGCGGGGAGACGGCUCCGUACCAGAAUAUGACCCCAGCAGCGACCGCCUCGGCCCCGCCGCCGCCGGGGCACAAGGUGUUCCGGAAGUGAGGGCCGCGCCCCCCGACCGCCGACCGCAUCCGUCAUUGGAGUCCAGUUACCCACCCGAUCUUCACAAAUCAUCACCGCAUGGGGAAAAGCGGGCACACGUGAGAGACCCAAAAGGCAGCAGAGAGUAUAUCAGACACCCCACUGAGCAUCACACAUGGAACGGAACUUCUAGAAAACCCGACAGCGGGGCUUGCCGACCCAAGGACCGGGCAGCGGAGGGACGCAGAGAGGCACCCCCGGAGCGGCCGGUGCCCAAUGGCCCCAAGAGGAGGUCCCCGGAGGAGCGCAGAGAAGGCACCCGCAGCGCGGACACCACUCUGGAGAGGAGGGAGAAGCACGAGAAGAGACGAGACGUGUCUCCGGAGCGGAGGCGCGAGCGCUCGCCCACCCGCAGGAGGGACGGCUCGCCCAGCCAUCGGAGGCGCUCCCUCGAAAGACUCUUGGAUCACACGCGGUCCCCGGAGCGGAGGAGAGGGAGCUCGCCGGAGCGCAGGGCCAAGUCCACCGAGCGCAGGCGCGAGCGCUCCCUGGAGAAGAGGGGCAGGGAGGACAGGGUCGGCCACCGAGAGAGGGAAGAGCCCAGUCUGAGACAGGACGCGGGCAGAAGCUCCAGACACGCCCCCGAGCAGAGAAGGCGACCUUACAAAGAAUGUAGCACCGACCUCAGUAUCUGAGACUCCGAGGCA
This is a messenger RNA of Lynx canadensis (Canada lynx), 4948 nucleotides long. It is a transcript of the gene MAGI1, whose product is annotated as membrane associated guanylate kinase, WW and PDZ domain containing 1. Gene Ontology annotation, cellular component: cytoplasm. The record is from RefSeq and is a predicted model, not a curated record. NCBI's taxonomy places the organism in Eukaryota, Metazoa, Chordata, Mammalia, Carnivora, Felidae. The transcript is spliced from 23 exons. Gene Ontology annotation, biological process: signal transduction. Gene Ontology annotation, molecular function: protein binding.